GAAUCGCAGACGAAGGAAAGCAAGCUGACCGUUUCUUCAAUAGCACAUAAAGAUGGUGUUCGAGUCAGUGGUGGUCGAUGUCUUAAACAGGUUUCUUGGUGACUACGUGGUGAACCUCGACAGCUCGCAGCUCAGUCUCGGCAUAUGGGGAGGUGAUGCAAUAUUGAGAAACCUUGAAAUAAAAGAAAAUGCCUUGAGUCAACUGGACAUUCCUUUCAAGGUCAGGGCAGGACACAUAGGUCGUUUGGAAUUGAAAAUCCCUUGGAAGAAUUUGUACACGCAGUCUGUAGAGGCCACACUGGAUGAAGUCUACCUGCUUAUCGUACCUACUGCUAGUAUCAAGUAUGAUGCUGAGAAAGAGGACAAACAGCUACAGGAAGCUCAACAGAGAGAGCUGCAGAGAAUCGAGGAGACCAAACAGAAAGCCGCAGAAAAAGAGAAUCCUAAAGCAGAGAAGCAGGAUACAUUUGUGGAGAAACUGGUCACACAGGUGAUUAAAAACCUGCAAGUGAAAAUCUCCAACAUACAUGUCCGCUAUGAGGAUGAUAUCACCAAUCCAAAUGCUCCGCUCUCAUUUGGAGUGUCCCUGCAGAACCUCAGUCUCCAGACAGCUGAUCAGAAUUGGAACCCCUGUCUUCUGGAUGAGAAAGCCAAGCUGUUUUUUAAACUUGUUCGUCUGGACAAUCUGUUUGCAUACUGGAAUGUGAAUUCAGAACUUUACUCCAACCACAACCCUGAUGAGGCCCUGCAAUGCCUGAAACACAGUGUAGCCGACAAGAACGCAAUCCCUCAGGAUUAUCAUUUCAUCUUUCGUCCGAUAUCGGCAAAUGCCAAGCUGCGAAUGAAUCCUCGCUCUGAUGUUGAUUUCACCUCGCCAAAAGUGGAUCUAGUGGUCAACCUGCCAGAGGUGGCUGUUGAACUCAGCCGACCACAGUAUAUCAGCAUUCUGGAGCUUUUGGGUUCAGUGGAUAUGAUGACCCGUAACCUUCCAUACAGGAAGUAUCAUCCAAAUGUGCCAGUUCACACUAAUGCUCGUCGAUGGUGGCAAUAUGUGAUCACAGGCAUUUUGGAGGUGAAUGUCAAGCCCAGCCUUCACAUGUGGUCAUGGCAACACAUCCGCCGCCAUCGGCAACAUGUGAAGAAGUACAGAGAGCUCUAUAAGAUCAAGAUCACCAGCAAGAAACCUGGAGAGGGGCUGCUGAAGGAAUUUGAGGAGACUGAAAAAACUCUGGAUAUUUUCAACAUCACAAUGGCAAGACAGCAAGCUGAGAUGGAGGCCUCAAAGGCGGGGCUGCGUAUAUACCGUCCUGGGGUGAAGGUGGAGGAAGAGCAGUCACAGGGCUGGUUCGGCUGGGUGUGGAACUGGUCUGGAGACGGCUGCGCACAAACCAAAGAUGUCAAAACAGGAGGUUUUGAUGAACUGAUGUCUCCAGCAGAGAAAACCAAACUAUAUGCUGCCAUUGGAUACAGUGAGACAGCCAUCAAUCCUAACCUGCCAAAACAUUUUGAAAAUAUGAAGAUACAUUUCCAGCUGCACAGUCUGUCUCUGUCAAUCAAAGAGAGCCGAGAGAAGCCAGAGAUCAUCAAACUGUCCGUCAUUGAUCUGAAAACCACGUUGACACAAAGACCUGCAGCUCAGGCAAUAAAGAUCUCUGCUCAGCUGUCAUCGUUUGGAGUGUCGGGUCUCCCUCGGGGCAAGACGCCCCCUACCCUUGUGUCACCAAAUCAUGUUGUGGGGGCAAAGGGUACAAGCCUUUUGAACCUGAUGUUUGAGACCAAUCCACUGGACACAUGUGUAGACCAGAGACUGCACAUAGAUUCCCUGCCGCUAGAGAUCAUCUAUGAUGCUAUGACGGUGAACAGUUUGUCAGCUUUCUUCAUGCCUCCUAAUGACCUGCAGCUGGACGAACUGACCAACGCCACCCUCAUGAAGCUGGAACAGUUCAGAGACAAGACCUCCACAGGCCUCAUGUACAUCAUUGAGACUCAAAAGGUUCUUGAUCUGAACAUAAACCUCAUGGCUUCAUAUGUCAUCAUACCAGAGAAUGGCUUUUACGACCCCAAACACAACCUUGCCAUUCUGGAUUUGGGCCAUUUUCAGAUGUCCAGUCAGAGCAAAGCUGGACUGCCUCAGCUGUCUGUGGGCAGCAGCACUAUAGAAGACAUCAUGUCUCGAGCUUACGACAGUUUUGAUGUCCAGCUGAGCAGCUUACAGUUCCUCUACACCAAAGCAGGUGGUGACUGGAAGACGGCUCGUCCACUGAGGCAGUCUACUUUUCACAUCCUGGAGCCUGUGGACCUGAAGGUGGUCUUCAGCAGAGCCAUGGUGGUCACAGACUCAAGAAUGCCUAAGUUUAAGAUUCACGGUGAACUCCCUCUGCUCUCUCUGCGGAUCUCUGAUGAUAAAUUGCGCGGUGUGCUGGCAUUGCUCAGCAGCAUUCCACUUCCUGAGAGCCGCCCCGCCCCUCAGAUGAAAGCACCACAAGUUACACCCAAGAUUUCCAAACGAGUGAACACCCCUCAGCUCACGCCCCGAAGACCAGCCGUAGAUGACCUGCGUGCAUCAAUCAUAUACGGCUCAGAUGAGGAGUUGUUCUUCGAUGCUCCCAGUUCGCCAGUAGAAGAUUUGCCGUUCUUUGAGGCUUCAUCAGAUUCUCUGCUCAGAUCUGCCUCUGAAAAACGUCUGACCAUGGUGCUGAAAGACCCCAAAAAGAAUAUGACUGAGUUCCUCUUGACAUUUUUGAUCAACAAGCUUUCCAUUCAGCUGUGUCGCCUGUCGAAGGGGCAGGAAGUGACCAUUCUACAUCUGUUUAUUGAUGGUUUAGGAACUCAACUCAAACUCUGCACCUUUGAUAUGUCCUCAUACACCUUCCUUCGUGAGAUUUGCCUUGAAUGUUCAGAGUACUUGGAUUCUGAGGACAAGAAAGUUCACCUUAUCACCACUCUGGACAACACUGAGGAAGAUCUUCUUACUUUAGAAUAUAUCAAGGCUGACAAAAAUGCACCAGAUUUUAAAACCGCAUAUAAAAACACAGAGCAACUAAUCAAGGUGAAUUUCUCCUCACUGGAUGUGCACCUGCACACUGAGGCGCUCCUCAACUCAAUACAUUUCCUGAAUAACCUCCUCCCGCCUCUGAAGAAGGAGACACAUGAGGAGCAGCCCAUCCUACCAAAGGAGGAAGAGGGAGAGGAAGAGGAGGCAAAAACAGAGGAGUCUGCUGUUACCAAGAAAUCUACCAGUAAGAAGUCAAAGUUUGAGGAUGUGUUGAAUUUGCACAUUAGAGCAGAUCUGAACUGUCUGAAGGUCUUCAUAAGAGGAGAGAAAGCCAGAAUCUCUGAGAUCAGCAUAGAGGGGCUGGUUUCUGAAGUUCGGAUGAUGAAGAAGUCAGUGGAGAUUCUAGCUAACCUGAAGAACAUUGUCAUUCUGGAUUGUGACAAAGAGGCUUUAUACAAAAAGGCAGUGUCCAUCGCAGACAAGGAGGUGUUUGAUUUCCGUAUGGUGAAUCACGUGGAUGCCACGGAGGGAGACGCCUACACGGACAUGCACAUUGUGGACACUAGCGUCACUCUGAGUGUGGGCUGUAUUCAGGUCAUUUUCCUCAACAAGUUUGUGUCCUCAAUACUGGCGUUUGUCAAUAAUUUCCAGGAGGCUAAAAAUGCGUUGGCAGAAGUGACAGCUCAGGCAGCAGAGAAAGCAGCCACAGGUGUCCUGGAGUUGGCAGAGAGAAGCACUCGUAUCUGCCUGCAUGUAAACAUCAAAGCUCCAGUCGUCUUCCUUCCACAAUCCUCUGUUUCUCACAAUGUCAUUGUGGCAGAUCUGGGUUUAGUGACUGUAAAGAACCGCUUUGAGAUUGUCACCUCUCCAACACAUACCAAGAUCCCUCCUGUGAUGGACAUCAUGGCUGUGGAACUGAGUGAUCUGAAAAUGUACAGAACCACAUUCAGUGAUGCGAAAUUUAAGAGUGAGCUUCAAUUACUCAAACCAGUAAAUAUGGACCUGUCAAUCAAACGCAAUCUCUCCGCCUCCUGGUAUCAUAGCAUCCCUGAUAUUCAGAUCAGUGCUCACCUCAAACCCAUGAGUCUGAUCUUGAGUCAAGAGGAUCUGACUAUAGUGUUGAAGACUUUGAGUGAGAAUCUAUCGGAGACCUCUGAUGCUCUUCCAGCUCCAACCAGCUCUGAUAAAGGUGACACAGUCUCUACCAAAGAUUCACAGAGCUCUGGAGGUAAAACUGUAGUGACCGCUGCAGUGGUAGAAGGCCAGAAAACAGGCAAACUAAAGACCACUCUGAAACUAAACUUCCAGUUUGACUCCAUGACCCUGGUUCUGUACAGCCCAAGUACCAACGAGACCCAUUUACCAGACUCCCAUGAUGAGAGUUUGAAGUUGGCAGAGUUCACACUAGGCACCAUCUCUACUGCAGUGCACCUGUACUCAGACAGCUCCAUGAAAGCUUCCGUCAAGCUCACCAACUGCCUGUUGGACGACAAGAGACAGAGAGUCAAAAUGAUCACCUCCAGGAUGAUGGCGAUGCGUCAGGGCAGAGAAGACAACAUGAUGGUUGACAUGAGUUAUCGGCAAGGCCGAGACGGAACUGUUCUGGACACUUUGAUUCAGGACAUCUAUCUGUGUGCCAGCAUGGAGUUCCUGCUAACUGUAGCUGAUGUGUUUCUGAAGGCUAUGGCAGAUGGCUUCUCAGGUUCUCCAAAGAGCAACAAACAGCCAGCCAGUUCACUUAAAGACACAGCGGCCCCUGCUGCACCUGUGGUUGCUAAGACCGAGAUGAAUGUUGUGGUCAAGAAUCCCGAGAUUGUGUUUGUGGCCGACCUCACACGAGCUGAAGCCCCUGCCCUCGUCAUGACGACACAGUGUGAACUGACGAUGAAGAGCGAGCCCAACGGUCAGACGAUGACAGCGGCCAUUUCAGAUCUGAAGGUGGUGGCGUGUCCGUUCCUGCGGGAGAAGCGUGAAAACAACAUGACGACGGUGCUGCAGCCCUGUCAGGUGUUCUUCCAGAGCAGCCAAUCAGCCACUCAGCCUCAAACCAUUGAGCUCUCCAUCAGCUCCCUCACGCUCAAGGUUUCUCCCAUCAUCAUAAAAACGGUCAUCACCAUUCAGUCAGCACUGAGCCCUGCAGCCGAGACCCCUGAGGAGCUGGAGAGCCCUGUUCCACAGGAUCUGUGGGAACGUCGCAGCCUGAAAGAUCUGAAACUCUGGUUCCUCGAGGAGAAAGGAGAGGAAGUCACCCAGUCCGUCACUCGACUGAUCCCUCAAGGAGAGUCUUUCAAAAUCAACAUCCAAUCCAUCUGUGUGACACUAGAGGCCGGGGUGGGCCAUCGCACAGUGCCCAUGCUGCUGGCUAAAGCCUUGUUCCAAGGAGACGUGAAGAACUGGAGCACUCUCAUUAACCUCCACUGUCACCUGGACCUGGAGGUGAAUUAUUAUAAUGAGAUGAUGGGUUUAUGGGAGCCUCUUCUGGAGCCGCUGGAUGAUGAAGCAAAUGAUGUCUUUAGACCCUGGACACUGGCACUUAAGAUGAAGAAGAAACCAGUAUUGUAUUCUGGGAUAGCUGAUGAGGUGGACAACAGUGUGCCUGAAUAUAAAACGGUCAUCAGCAUCACAAGCAAAGACCAGCUCAACAUCACUCUCUCUAAGUGUGGCCUACACAUGCUCAGUAAUCUAGGAAUGGCAUUUGCGGAGGCAGCUAAGCAGACGGCAGAGUGCUUUCAGACGGAUCAGGCCCCGUUUGUGGUUAAAAACCAUUUGGGUUUGGCCGUGUCGGUGCUGUACAGCGAGGUGUUUAGACCCAUCUGUAAAGAGUCUAAACAACGUGUUGUGGAACUCUUGGAUGGAGAGAGUCUGAAUAUGGACUACACCCUCACAGCAGUGUCCACUGACCAGUUCUCUGCCAUGACCAGCCUCAGUGGCAAAAACUACAUACAGCCCACUCCAGUUGGCCACACUUCCGCAAGUGUCAUCCCACUCAUCAAAACAGGACGGGGCAUGUACAGUGUCAUGCACCAACAGUCAGGCGUCACACGCUUCUUUGUCUGUCAAAUAUACACUGUCGAGGGGAGCAAAUAUGUCAAGAUACGCUCUCCUUUCCAGAUUAUCAAUCACUUCUCAGUGCCAUUACGAGUUUAUGAGGGUUCUGUGUGUCUGGGCAUCUCUCUGCCUACAGAAGAGUUCUGUGUGCCACUGGGCUCCUACAGAGCUGAGCUAAGCCUGCAGCCUGUAACUGAAGGUGGUGUAGAAUACGAGCGCUCUGAGGGUUUCUCCUAUGAUGAGGUGAUUCAGAAAACUGGAGAGUGUCUGGAGAAGACCUGCCAUCGUCACGGAGACAGCUCUCAAAUGAUGAAGAUCAACAUGGUUCCUAUUCCAGACUCUGUGAUGUCACACAGCACUGAGGAGUUUGACAAGCCCUUUGUUAUGCACCUGUUCCCAACCGUUCUCCUCCGCAACCUGCUACCAUACCCCAUCACCUUCAAGUUACAGAGCGAUCAAGAUUCUCCCCCCACUGUACUAAAAGAGAGCCAGUCCACCCAGAUCCACACAGCUAUCAUGAACGUUUCCACUCUGGAGUUGAAGCUCCUGGGAUAUCUGCAGCAGGACUGGGAAGCACAGUUCCGUCUCUGCAGCGACCAUGAUGAAAUCAGUUUCAUCAAAUUCCUCUCACUGCCACUGGACGAGGACACAGAGGCAAGGGAGGAGCUAGACAUUGCUGUCCAUGUUAAGAAGGAGGGACAAACAGUCAUAGCAAUCCACUCACCCUAUUGGAUGGUGAAUAAGACGCGCAGACUGCUUCAGUAUAAGGCGGACGAUAUUCAUCGCAAACACCCGAAAGAUUACGACAUGCCCCUCCUCUUCUCUUUCAAACCAUGCAACUUCCUGCAGAGCAACAAGGUCCGCUUAAUGAUUUCAGAAAGUGAAUUAUCUGACAAUUUCUCCAUUGACACUGUUGGUCAUUACGGUCUAGUCAAAUGCAAAGGGAAGCAAAAGGAUUAUCUGGUGGGGGUGAAGAUUAAUGCAUCCAGCUUCAGUUUGACACGUCUGGUGACGUUCCUGCCUUUCUACAUGCUGGUGAACAGAACCAAACAUGUGAUCCGAGUCUGUGAGGAGGGUCAAGAGCACUGGACAGAAUCCCAACCCGGACAGGCUGCCAUUCCAUUCUGGCCAGAGAGAGACUCAAAGAAACUUCGAGUGACAGUGGAAGGCUGUCAAUCAUCUCCACGAGCCUUUGACUUCCACCAGCCAGAGAACUGCCUCUUACUGCACCUGGACAAAACUCUGGGUGGCAUUAUUGUGGACGUGAAUCUCACAGAACAUUCAGUUGUGAUCCGGUUUUCUGAUUAUCAUGAUGGUGCGGCUCCAUUCCUCCUCAUCAACCACACGGAGGAGACGCUGCAGUUCCACCAGAGCUGCAGGAACCGGAAAGGGUCUACUUGGGUUCCAGAUGAGUUACUGGAUCUCUCUUUAUCGGGGGGGGAUGAGACCGAAUCUGUGGGCUCUCAAGCAGAAAUCGAUGAGCUGGGUCCAGGUCUGGCCAUGUAUUACACCUGGACCGAGCCCACUGGCUCACGGAUCCUGAGCUGGAAAUGGGGCCAGUUCAAAGGAGAGCUCAAGAGUGAAGAGGACCAGUCAGACGUGGGCAAGAAGGGACAACUGUUUGUCAUCUCAUUUUAUGAAGGCCUUCAACAUGUAGCGCUGUUCACUACAAAUCAGAGUGUUUACAAGAUGAUUUGUGAUUGUGAAAAAUUUCAGUUGGCUCAACAGGAAAUCAGUAUCUCAUUACAGAACAUGGGCAUUUCACUGGUCAACAACACCACCAGCCAAGAAGUGGCCUUCAUUGGCAUCACCAGUUCUGAUGUUGUGUGGGAAACCAAGCCUAAGAAGCGCAGCCGCUGGAAGAUUUUAAGUGGAAAAGAGGCUGCAAUGUUGGAGCAGCACUACAAAGAUUAUGUAGACAGUAGUCCUGUGGACAGCGCCAUCUUUGACCUAGAGAACGACUACCAGGUGUUAUUUACUGUUAAUGGGGUGGACAUGAGAAUGUUACAGCCUUACGACGCUCCUCUCAGAAGGAACUUCUUGCCCGCAUUGAAGGUGGAAUACAGUGUUUCCACCCGACAGAAAGCUUACAGAGUCCAGAUCAACAGGAUUCAGAUCCAAAAUCAGUUGCCUGGAGCGAUCUUCCCAUUUGUGUUCUACCCCAUCAAACCACCCAAGUCAGUCAGCAUGGACUCAGAGCCCAAACCGCUUGCUGAUGUCAGCAUCAUCACCAGAGCAGCUGGACACUCUGACAUUCUUCGCAUCAAGUAUUUUAUGGUUUUGAUUCAGGAGAUGGACCUGCGGAUGGAUCUUGGGUUUCUCUACGCCAUACUAGAGAUCUUCACUGCCGAGCACACUAAUGCUGUCACAUCUGAGCAGGAGGUGGAGUCGUUUGCAAAGGACAUUGAGUAUUUGAAGACCGAACUGAAUCAUGUGUCGGCAAAUGACACCUCCCCCAUCAGCCUGUAUGAGUACCUCCACAUUUCUCCUAUAAAGCUUCAUCUGAGUUUGUCUCUGAGCACUGGCGGUGAAGAUGGAAAUAAGAAAGAGAGAGAGACAGAGAUCGUCCCUCUUCAGUCUCUCAACCUGCUGCUGAAGAGUAUUGGAGCUACACUCACCGACGCUCAGGACGUCCUCUUCAAGCUUGGCUUCUUCGAGCUGAGGUAUCAGUUCUGCACCACCCAGCAGCUGCAAUGGGAGGUGAUCAGGCAUUACUCCAAACAGGCUAUCAGGCAGAUGUAUGCACUGGUGUUGGGUUUAGAUGUCAUUGGGAAUCCAUAUUUACUUAUUCGUGGUCUGUCCGAAGGUGUUGAGGCCUUCUUUUAUGAGCCAUAUCAGGGUGCCAUACAGGGACCAGAGGAGUUUGUGGAGGGGAUGGCACUCGGUGUGAAAGCUCUGGUUGGAGGGGCUGUGGGCGGUCUGGCAGGCGCAGCUUCUCGGAUCACAGGAGCGAUGGCUAAAGGUGUAGCUGCCAUGACCAUGGACGAGGAGUAUCAGCAGAAGAGAAGAGAGGCCAUGAACAAACAGCCAAGUGGGCUGAGAGAAGGGCUGACACGGGGAGGGAAAGGCCUUGUGUCUGGGUUUGUGAGUGGCAUCACGGGUAUUGUGACCAAACCUAUUAAAGGAGCUCAGAAGGAAGGAGCUGCAGGUUUCUUUAAGGGUGUAGGAAAGGGUUUGGUUGGUGCUCUGACCAGACCAACAGGGGGCAUCAUUGACAUGGCCAGCAGCACCUUUCAAGGCAUUAAAAGAGCUGCAGAGACGUCUCAGGAGGUGGAGAGUUUGCGUCCACCUCGCUUCAUUCAUGAGGACGGAGUCAUUCGGCCAUAUAAGGAGAGAGAGGGCACUGGAAGCCAGAUGCUACAGUGUAUUGAAAAUGGACGGUUUGCCAAAUACAGAUACUUUGCUCACGCUAAGGUGAAUGAUUCGGAUUUCCUGAUGAUCACAAAAAGGGGAAUAUUUUUUGUGACAAAAGGCACAUUCGGGCAGCUGACCUGCGAGUGGCAGUAUCUUUUUGACGAGUUUACCAAAGAGCCCAUGAUUGUGGAGGGCAGAAGAUUACGAAUAGAAGCAAAGGAAAGAGUUAAAUCUGUGUUUCACGCCAAAGAGUUUGGGAAGAUCAUCAACUUUAAAUCUCCAGAACUAGCAAAGUGGGUUCUUGCCAAGCUUGAAGAUGCCAGAGAAAGUUUACCGAAAUAACAUAAAAUGAUAAACGACGCUCCUGCGCUCUGGUGUGUGCCUUUAUGCUGCGAUUGCAGUUUGCCACUUUACAUUAUAGCCAUAAUGCAACAGUCAUUCACUACAAAAUGAAUACCGCAGCAGUAAAAUGACUCUUAGACUGGUUGCAUGUGCGUGUGUUGGGUUUACAUUACAUUGUACUUUUCCAUUACAAUUUCAAUCUGUAGAAUCCCUGAUUUGCGUGAGCACCAAAACUCAUUUACAUUUUACGUCCUUUACAACGUUCCUCGACAAGCAGAUCAGUGUGACUCUAACAUGUCAUUCCGAUGUCUCUUAAAGGAACAGUUCACCCCACAAUGAAAAUCUGUCAUCUUUAAUUACUUUCAAGUCGUUUCAAACCUGUAUGACUUUAUUUCUUCUGUGGAAGAUAUUUUGAAGACUGUUUGUUCUGCUUUUUUUCCCUCCAUACAAUGAAAGUGAAUAGGGAUGCUGUCAAUCCCUAACAUUCAGCCUUACAAUUACUUUCGAGUUUUAGAAUUCUAAAUGUCUAUAAUUGUAUUAAUAAAGACCAAUACACUGUAUGUAUUUUAUUUGUAAUUACAAAAUAGGGAACAUGUUUGUUGCAGUCAAAAAUAAUGACCAGGAAUGUUUAAAAAUAUAUAUAUAUAUUAUGUAUAGGAGAGCAGGGAGUUGUUUUUAACAUGUGGUGUUUGCAUGAAACAAUAUUUUGUUUCUGCAUCAAUUUAUUUAUGGUCUGAAGCUUUGUUUUAAUACUACUAGUACUUACUGACGGCUUUCUGAGUCUCUAUGCAGCCAGUAUUGACACCACACUGCUUUACUGAAAAACUGUAAGGCAUUAACAAUAUAAAUAUGCAACCGUUUAUCAGUGACUAUUGCUGUUCUUUAAAUAUGAAUCAAUGAAAUCUCAUUAAAGGGCAAAGGGUUAUCAUGAAAAUAAUUGCAUCAUUCAUGUAAUUUUUAACUGAAAAUGCACCAUUUAAUAAAUGUAUUUUGCAAUUUGUGUAUGAUCAUUUGUGAAAAUUAGGGCCCUUAAGAAAUGUUACAUUGUGACAUUAUUUUCAUGACAAUUGUGCAUAUUU
This is a messenger RNA of Xyrauchen texanus (razorback sucker), 10818 nucleotides long. Its product is annotated as intermembrane lipid transfer protein VPS13A-like. The transcript has 72 exons. NCBI's taxonomy places the organism in Eukaryota, Metazoa, Chordata, Actinopteri, Cypriniformes, Catostomidae. Gene Ontology annotation, cellular component: extrinsic component of membrane. The coding region runs from base 53 to 9739 and encodes 3228 amino acids. The record is from RefSeq and is a predicted model, not a curated record. Gene Ontology annotation, biological process: protein targeting to vacuole; protein retention in Golgi apparatus; autophagy.